GCUGAGCCCCGUGCCCGCUUUCUCCCCGCAGGCCCCCGCCAGCACUUCGCGAUGAGGCCGGACGCCCCGCCCGCCCGCAGGGCGCCGCGGGGCCACCAGCACACGCCUGGGCUGGACCUAGGUCCCGCCUCUGGCCGGGAAGGGGGUCGGGCCCAGCCCUUCCACCCCAUUGGCAGCUCCCCUUCACUUAAUUUAUUAAGAAAAAAAAAAGUUUUUUUUAACAAAUAAGAGGAAAAAAGGAAAAAAAAUGGGAGACGGGGGAGGGGGCUGGCAGCCCCUCGCCCACCAGCGCCUCCCCUCACCGACUUUGGCCUUUCUAGCAACAGACACAAGGACCAGGCUCCGGCGGCGGCGGGGGUCACAUACGGGUUCCCUCACGCCUGCCAGCCGCCCGCCCGCCCGGCGCAGAUGCACGCGGCUCGUGUAUGUACAUAGACGUUACGGCAGCCGAGGUUUUAAUGAGAUUCUUUCUAUGGGCUUUACCCCUCCCCCAGAACCUCCUUUUUUACUUCCAAUGCUAGCUGUGACCCCUGUACAUGUCUCUGUUUAUUCACUUGGUUAUGAUUUGUAUUUUCUGGGUUUUUUUGUUUUUUUGGUUUUUAAUUUAUAACAGUCCCACUCACCUCUAUUUAUUCAUUUUUGGGAAAACCCGACCUCCCGCACCCCCCCCCCAAGCUAUCCUGCCCNNCCCCCCCCCCCCAAGCUAUCCUGCCCGCCCCUCCAGGGACCGCCCGCCGCCGGGCUCUCCCUGCGCCCCAGUGUGUGUUCGGGCCCGGCCCGUCCGUCUCCGCCCGUCCGCCCGCGGCUCCAGCCGGGUUCUCAUGGUGCUCAAAACCCGCUCCCCUCCCCGACGUCCUGCACUUUCUCGGACCAGGCCCCCACUCCCGACCCGACCCCAACCCCGCCUGAGGGUGAGCGACUCCUGUACUGUAGGGGAAGAAGUGGGAACUGAAAUGGUAUUUUGUAAAAAAAAAUAAUAAUAAUAAUAAAUAAAUAAAAAAAAUUUAAAGUUUUAAAGAAAGAACUAUGAGGAAAAGGAACCCCGUCCUUCCCAGCCCCGGCCAAUUUUAAAAACACGGACCUUCCCCUCACACCCCCGUCCUCCCCUUUUCUUUUUAAGCGUGAACCAGUCCAGGGCCAGGGCCUCACUGGGGCAGGGACACCCCGGGAUGAGUUUCUCUGGGGCUAUAUUUUUAUUUUGUCGGUGGUUUUUUCCUCCCACGCUGGGGCCGCGGAGGGCUGGGGGGUUUACAGUCCCGCCCCCUCGCACUGCACUGUCUCUCUGCCCCAGGGGCAGAGGAGUCUUCCCAACCCUACCCCUAUUUUCGGUGAUUUUUGUGUGAGAAUAUUAAUAUUAAAAAUAAAAUCAGAGAAAAACAUCCGGUUUUGAUAACGUGCUGGUGCUAGCGGGGCGCGCGCUGGGAGGGGGGCUGCCAGGCCGGGCCAACCGCGCAGACCCCGGCGGGGCGAGCCCCUCCCCGAGGCGCCUGUGGAAUGUCCAGAGCGCGCGUCCGCUUCUCGGGCUGGGGGGUGCCUAAUCCUGGAGCCGCAUUCCAGGAUAAGGGGGGGUGGGGAGAGGCCGGGCCGGGGGAGGGGCAGGAAAGAGGGCUAUAAGGGCCGCGGCCCAGGCGGGCGGGAGCCAGGCAGGCCAUGGCGGAUGUCCCCGGGGCGCAGCGACCGGCUCCCGGCGGCGGCCCAGAGCCCCGGGACCCCCUGGACUGCUGGGCCUGCGCUGUGCUGGUCACGGCCCAGAACCUGCUGGUAGCUGCCUUCAACCUCCUCCUGCUGGCGCUGGUGCUGGGGACCAUCCUGCUACCCGCUGUCACCAUGCUAGGCUUCGGCUUCCUCUGCCACUCCCAGUUCCUGCGCUCCCAGGCGCCCCCUUGCACCGCGCACCUGCGGGACCCGGGCUUCACGGCCCUGCUGGUCACCGGAUUCCUGCUCCUCGUGCCGCUGCUCGUGCUGGCCCUGGCCAGCUACCGCCGCCUUUGCCUGCGCCUCCGCCUGGCCGACUGCCUCGUGCCCUACAGCCGAGCCCUCUACCGGCGCCGGCGCGCCCCGCAGCCGCGGCAAACCCGCGCCUCACCGGGGUCCCCGGCCGCUCCCACAUCAGGAAAGGUCUGGGUCUGAGGACCCUCGAGUCAAGAGCCACCCUGACGACUGCCCCCACUCCCAGUCGGCCCAAGGACUUCAAGCCCCGGGGUCUCCCGACCUACCCCGCCCCCACCCCAGCCUAAGCCGGGUCCCAGCAUCCCUUCGGGGGAACCGGAGCAUCCGUGGACCCAAAGCUGGCGGAAAUCCGCCACACCCCGGAAAACCCACUUUCCUCCUCCUACCUAGAUCUGAAUCCUGAACAUCUGGGCUGGACCCUGCACACACCCCACCACUCCACCCCCCCAGGACAACUGAACCUCGGGUCCUCCUUUUCUGGUGCACCUCCUCUAGUAUUUACGGGCUGGGGGGGGCGAGGUGGAGGGGAAGGAGUGACCACACAUCAAUAAAGAAUGAACUGAAUGCGUUCCUGGGAUCCUGUGAACAGAGGGAUGGCACAAAUCCCGUCACCGC
Molecule: messenger RNA, 2565 nt
Organism: Ailuropoda melanoleuca (giant panda)
Lineage: Eukaryota; Metazoa; Chordata; Mammalia; Carnivora; Ursidae
Gene: TMEM88
Product: transmembrane protein 88
Exons: 2
Coding region: 1651-2130 (159 amino acids)
Biological process (GO): negative regulation of canonical Wnt signaling pathway
Cellular component (GO): plasma membrane
Molecular function (GO): PDZ domain binding
Source: RefSeq, a predicted model, not a curated record